AUGAAGCUUCGAUUUUCGUCGCAUUCGUUUGCUCUUCUUGGUGUUGUUGCUGGGUGGACAAGAACGGGAACACAGAGUGUGCACGACAUUAUCGGCCGCUUGAAGAGUGCUCCUGGCGGAUAUAAACAUGUUGCCGAUGACGGAGUUAUACGCUCCUUCGGUCCAGAUGGCGCUGUGGUUGACGCUGCAAGGCUGACAAAUGCACAGCUCAUGAAAACUGCCCUCGAUCAUUACGACCCAGAUGCGCGGAACCACUUGGAGGAGAUAUGGAGUGGCGUUGAUGGUCACAAUGUCUCGGACAGUCAGCUCUAUGCACCAGAGGAACACUUGCUCCCUCUCUUCGUUACAAAUAAGACUAUAGAAAUGCACCUUCGGCAUAGUGAGGAGGAACAGCUCGCCAUAUUUGGACGGACCAUGGACGGCCUUAGGAACCGGCGGCAUGAUCCUCGAUGA
Histoplasma mississippiense is the source of this 453-nucleotide messenger RNA. RefSeq lists its product with no specific name. Bases 1 to 453 code for a protein of 150 amino acids. The record is from RefSeq and is a predicted model, not a curated record. NCBI's taxonomy places the organism in Eukaryota, Fungi, Ascomycota, Eurotiomycetes, Onygenales, Ajellomycetaceae. The transcript has 2 exons.